UAAGGCCGGGGUCGGGACGGCGGAAGAGGAAGAGUCUGAAGGCCCUGGGUUAUGUCUCAAGGGGGAGAGGGCCUGCAGUUGAGGAUCGGCGGAUGCUGAGCAGACAGAGGAACUCUGGAGGCAGAAACGCUUCCCCAAAGCACUGCGCUCCGGCCUCAUUAUGUAUGGAAAGGAGAAUUGGGACUCCGAGGACAGAGGGCAGGCCUCACCCCGGCCUGAGGCUGUCUGCCCAAGUCCUCAGGCUCCUGGUGUCUCUUCCCUCGUUAUAAGACUUUAAUGCCAAGAGGAAAAAGAAAGUGGCAGAAAUAUACCAGGCUCUCAACAGUGAUCCUACUGACGUGGCUGCCCUUAGACGCAUGGCUAUCAGUGAAGGAGGGCUCCUGACUGAUGAGAUCAGACGAAAAGUGUGGCCCAAGCUCCUCAAUGUGAACACCAAUGACCCAUCUCCUAUAUCAGGCCAGAACCUACGCCAGAUGAGCAAGGACUAUCAGCAAGUGUUGCUGGACGUCAGGCGGUCUUUACGGCGAUUCCCUCCUGGCAUGCCGGACAAGCAGAGAGAAGGGCUCCAGGAAGAACUGAUCGACAUCAUCCUCCUCAUCUUGGAGCGCAACCCUCAGCUGCACUACUACCAGGGUUACCAUGACAUUGUGGUCACAUUUCUGCUGGUGGUAGGCGAGAGGCUGGCAACAUCCCUGGUUGAAAAAUUGUCCACCCACCACCUCAGGGAUUUUAUGGAUCCAACAAUGGACAACACCAAGCAUAUAUUAAACUAUCUGAUGCCCAUCAUUGACCGGGUGAAUCCAGAGCUCCAUGACUUCAUGCAGAGUGCUGAGGUGGGGACCAUCUUUGCCCUCAGCUGGCUCAUCACCUGGUUUGGGCAUGUCCUGUCUGACUUCAGGCACGUCGUGCGGUUAUACGACUUCUUCCUGGCCUGCCACCCCCUGAUGCCCAUUUACUUUGCAGCUGUGAUCGUUCUGCAUCGUGAACAGGAAGUCCUGGACUGCGACUGUGACAUGGCCUCAGUUCACCACCUGUUGUCCCAGAUCCCUCAGGACCUGCCCUACGAGACACUGAUCAGCAGAGCAGGAGACCUCUUUGUUCAGUUUCCCCCAUCCGAACUUGCUCGGGAGGCAGUUGCCCAACAGCAAGCUGAGAGAACGGCAGCCUCUACCUUCAAAGACUUUGAGCUGGCAUCCGCCCAGCAGAGGCCUGACAUGGUGCUGCGGCAACGGUUCCGGGGACUUCUGCGGUCUGAGGAUCGAACAAAAGAUGUCCUGACCAAACCAAGGACCAACCGCUUUGUGAAACUGGCAGUGAUGGGGCUGACAGUGGCACUCGGAGCAGCUGCCCUAGCUGUGGUGAAAAGUGCCCUGGAAUGGGCCCCUAAGUUCCAGCUGCAGCUGUUUCCCUGAAUGCCAGAGAAGAUACUUCCUCUCACAUGACAUUCAGUCUCACCCUUCCAGGGAAGGAUUAGGAGGAGGUGGAAUUUCCUUUAUUAAAAGGGUUUCUGUCAAGGGUCUUCUAUUCCUGCCACCCUUCCCUGCCUGUCCUUGUUUGCCUUUGCUUCAGAGGCCAUUAGCAGAGCCUACGUGACACCAAGGGAACCUGGGGACCUGGGCACAGGACUUUUACUCAACUCCCACUGGACUUCAGAGUAGACUGUGUGCCGCCUCCCCUUGGGUUGGAGGGAAUGGGUUUCUUUAGCUCCCAGCUGCCUUGGAACUUGCUGCACCCUGGUGACUGGGAACCUCUUGGCUGCCCAGUAGAAAGUUAGCUGGACCAGGGGAAGCCCUCCUUGUCACUCCUGUCUGCUUCUGGUGGACUAAGAAGCAAGGGGCACUAACAAGCUGGGCUUUGGAACAAAAGCAAGAUAGCAGAGGACUCUAGCCUGGGAAUACUAUUGGCCCCUCUUAUGAGCAGGUCCAUUAGCUGGUCAGAAAUCAAAGAGACAGAUGUGAACCAGGUUACCAAUUAAAUCCUACCUAUGUGCAGCCUAGCAAUUGCAUGGGCAUUUCCAGUCAAACGAGAAGGAGUUUUAGUUUUUAAAUACUAGGCCUAGACUGGUUUUGCUUGCCUUUGUCUUUUCUUUUCUUUUCUUUUUUUUUAAUUUCAGACUAACGUGAGGACACAACUGAGAUACAGCAUCACGUUUGUUAGGUGGAGUCCCUCUUGUACUUACGUCCCGCACCCAACAGGCGCCUUUGUCAUUGCUUUAAAAAAUACUUUUACUGUUUUUAGAAUUAUAUACACCCAACAUGUAAAGGACCCUCAUUUUAAAAAUAAUAGUUCCUUCACAGAAAAAAGAGUUCUCAUCAGAAAGAUGAGCUUCUAAGAUCUUUUACCCAAUUGUUUAACACUUUGAUUUAGCCAGAAUUACUGUUUGUGAAGAGCCCCGUGCUUCCGAAGUGCCCACUUUCUGACUGGCUUCCUUCCUCUUUUCUUCAAAUCACCCUCCUACUUCCAAAUAGGCACCCACUUGCUACUUUGGCAUCUGGGGUCUGAUUUAUCUCCUCAACCGCUGGUCUCUCCCUACUGGUUGGAAAUGUUAUUGGAAACCUGCCGGCACCCAGAAAGGGACAGACUGUAGCCUGAAGAGCUUGGCAGGAGUCUGGAACAGCCAGCCCACCUCCCCAAGCUUCCCCAAGGAUUCUGCAGGCCUCAAGGAGCACGGGCAGUCCCUUGUUCUUCUGGGACAGCUUUCCUGAAGCAAAGCCAGAUUUUUUUCCAAUUAACUCUGGCUUAAAAAAAAAAAAAAAAAAAAGUGCCUUUUGCUGCUUUAAAGAAUUGGAGUAUAUUAAGUAUGAAGCAGCCAUGUACUUUUAUUUUCCUGGUCCUUCCUGGGCACUGUUUUCUCCUGGCAGGUAUUUGCUUAAAAUGAACAUGCCAGAAGCACUCCACCCACCAUGUCCAGACCUCCACAUCUUCCUGAUGCUGGUUGGGUGCAGCAAGAAGGGCGUCCCACAUGCCAUGCUGCCAACAAGCCCAGAGGUCACACUAAGCACUUUAAAACCAAAAAAGGCUCAAAGUGGUGGUCCAUUGUCCACAGCAAAGCCCUACCUGGGCUGAUUAGUUUAGAAAGUGGUGAACUCAUCAGGAUAAAGGAGGUUCUUCUAGGACCCAGCGGUUGGUGAUGUGAUGAAUGUUCCAUGUUCUCCCACAGCAGGUUUGUUCCCUUGUCACCAUUUCAGUGGGCGGUAGCACUGCCCCUCCUGCCACAGCACUCAAGCCUGUCGGUAAAUACUGACAGAAUCGAUGGGGAGGAGGAAAGGAGAUGCAUGUGACGGGGACCCAAGGCCACAGUACUUUGGGUCCCAGGAAACAAGUGGUAUUUGCUUAUAUUGUGGCUUACGAAGGAAAAAGUUAGUUUUAUAGCUUUGCUGACACCAGGGUUCUCCCCUGCCAUUGAGAAGAAAAAAUUAUCUACUUACCUUCAGGUGGUUUACUUAUUCUAUAAAGAAUAUGUGUAAAUAUUUUGUACAGAGCCCUGUAUGAAAUAAACAGCCAUAUGUGGUACUGAU
Messenger RNA from Nycticebus coucang (slow loris), 3518 nucleotides. RefSeq names its product TBC1 domain family member 20 (gene TBC1D20). The transcript is spliced from 8 exons. The coding region runs from base 357 to 1412 and encodes 351 amino acids. The record is from RefSeq and is a predicted model, not a curated record. NCBI's taxonomy places the organism in Eukaryota, Metazoa, Chordata, Mammalia, Primates, Lorisidae. Gene Ontology annotation, molecular function: GTPase activator activity. Gene Ontology annotation, biological process: positive regulation of GTPase activity; endoplasmic reticulum to Golgi vesicle-mediated transport. Gene Ontology annotation, cellular component: endoplasmic reticulum membrane.